AUGAAACGUGUUACUGCUGUGCAAGGGUUCUCGAAGGUUCUAGGGUCACGUGACUUGAUCGCUUGUGAAAGGAAGUCGAAAUCGGGAAUGUUGGAGAUAAAGGUAGUGGGUGCUAAUGGAAUAGAGAAGUUGGGAAAUGUAAAGGAUGGGUUCGGGUUAGGCUUCUCGUGUGAGGAAUGCAGCAAAAAAGACAAGCUCGUGGCCCGAAUACUCACCAGUGCACCGCAAGAGCAAAUUGACUUCCUCCAGCAGGCUGGGCAGAUGAAGAAACAAGAGGCAGAGGGAAAAAGGCUUGAAGGAACAAGAAAACAUAAAUGUGCUGAUGAUUGUCUGGCACAUCGAGUUGCUCAGAGACUUGAUGAUAUGGAGGAGGAGACACCAGCAAAGGAUGCAUAUGACUCUGCAAGGUUCCUGGAGCUUCCAUCAACAGAAGAGGUGAAAGAUUGUUACCGGAAGUUCUAUGAUGCAACAUCAAAUGCUGCACUGGCAUCUGGUGUUUGUGGUGUCUGCGUGCGGGAGGCUGGAGCCAUGGACUGGUUCCUUCAGCUCCUCAUCCUGCCCAUGAUCUCCAUAAUGGAAAGCUCCUGGAGCCCACUGGCGUCAAAUCAGAAUGCAACAAUACCUGGGUUAAUUUGUGUACGUGAUGCAUCUACGCUUCAACGUGGGAUGUGGGGAAAUGUUAGUACCUACGAUAUGCCCUUGAAGGGGGUUGCAUUGAUGCUUGAGGGAAAGCUCCUGCCUCGUACCCCUGCAAUACUUGCCUCAAUCAUCUCUGUCACUUUCAUCGGCCAUGGCAAGCUACCACGUCAUUGGAUGCGGACAACAUGUUGUGUCAGGCGCCAGGUUGUGUUCAAUGCCCUACAGUGGUUGAAAAUGAACAACACCAAAUACUAUGGAGAUAUUGAGAUCAGCAAUUCACGGAUUGAGGAACUACCAGAGGAUGAUGUCCCACCAGAAAUUAUUGGGAUAGGUGCUAGAUAUGUGCCAAAUGAUGAUGGCGAGCAGGACAAAACAUCACCAAAUGACAAAGAAGAGCUGAAUGACACAGAAGGACCUGACAUCAUCCCUUUACAAGUGUCGGGCACAAUCGAUACUGAUAUGUCAAGGCUAGCCGCGAGUGAGAUGAUAACUUGGGGCCUUGCAAACCUAUGGAAUGAAGGGAAAGAGGGGGGUUAUGCUGUGCAGCAUGGUCAAAAGCCUGUCAGUGAUUUUCCUCCCAAUCCAAACGAGCACGGGAAACAAGGGGAAGAACAUCACAAUUUCUUCGAGAAGGCCUUUCCCUGCCUGUUUCCAUAUGGAGAGGGAGGGAUUGAAGCAACACAAGCGGUCAAGGUUGACUUUGGAGAGCACGUCAGAUGGGUGUUGUGCUACUAUGACCGGCAUUUUAGAAGACAUGAGACCUUCCCAUUCGUUCCAUUUGGUAUCCUGCAAUGGCGGCAAUCUCUUGGGUCUGCACAGCUCCAGAUGAGGCGUCAGACAUUCAAGCUUGAUGUGAAGAUUCUAUCCACCAUUACCCUGGAUAAGCUUCAGAAAGCACAGAACAAAGAAGAAAAGAACCUACCGACUUUGGAUCCUGCUAUUCAGCUUCUGAAGAAACAUAUACAGACUCGCUGCUAUUAA
Molecule: messenger RNA, 1620 nt
Organism: Suillus subalutaceus
Lineage: Eukaryota; Fungi; Basidiomycota; Agaricomycetes; Boletales; Suillaceae
Exons: 7
Coding region: 1-1620 (539 amino acids)
Source: RefSeq, a predicted model, not a curated record